Molecule: messenger RNA, 2969 nt
Organism: Musa acuminata AAA Group (dessert banana)
Lineage: Eukaryota; Viridiplantae; Streptophyta; Magnoliopsida; Zingiberales; Musaceae
Product: putative E3 ubiquitin-protein ligase LIN-2
Exons: 7
Coding region: 139-2859 (906 amino acids)
Biological process (GO): protein ubiquitination
Molecular function (GO): ubiquitin-protein transferase activity
Source: RefSeq, a predicted model, not a curated record
UCCUUCAUCCCCUUCCUCCCAUUUGUCGCCUUCCCCUGCCUCCUCCCUUGCCUUCUCCUCCUCCCCCUUCCUGCCUCUUGUCCUCUUCUCUCUCUCUCUCUCUCUCGCGCGCGCUCGCUGAAUCCUCCAGGCGUAGAGAUGGCGCCCCUCAAGGAGCUUCUCGCGCAGGAUAGCUUCUGGAGGAGGAGGACGAAGACGAGACCCGCAGCAGUAACACGAGCUAAGAGUAUGCCGCCUAACCCCGGGGAACGCAAAGGAAAGGCCAGAAGUCAUGAAGUCGCCUAUGAGAAGUCGAACACUGUCACACUGCAGGAAGAGGCAGUGUGUUUCGAGGUGGAUAUGCAGCCAGCAAUCUGCGAUACUUCAACCCAGGCUGUGGUUUCCAUCUUAACCGGCUACGUCGAAGCCUUCCUCAAGCAUGAAAGCUUCCGUGCAUCGCUUCGUCGUCGUUGUAACGCUUGCCUCGGCAUCGCAAGCGAGCUUGGAGUCUUCGCCGAGCUCGAAGAAGCCAUUGCGAUGAUAGAGAGGGUGGUUGAAGAGCGCAGGGGCGUGAAGAAACUACCGAAAGUUUCUCUAAAGCUCAGCGUCAUCUCAGGGUUCACUGCUGGUUUUCCCAGCUCACGUCUCUCAGCGUGCGCCCAUCUCUACCUCAGUGUGAUCUGCAAGAUACGGAAGGAGGAUAGGAUGACCGCGGAUCAUCUUCUCCAGGUCUUCUGCACCGCGCCACUGGAAGCACGGACGAUCCUAUUACCCGACUUGUGGAACCAGCUUUUCCUUCCACAUCUCUCUCAUCUGAAGGCAUGGCAUAAAAAAGAAGUGGAAUCCAUCGCGCAAACGCCGUGCGGGGCGAAGAAGAUGAAGCUGCUUGAUAAAAUGUAUGAUGAUGUGAUGAACAGAGGCACACACAUCUUUGCAGUUUACUACAAGGAAUGGCUUAUCGAGGCGAAGAAAGCUCCUUCACUUCCCUCCAUUGACGCCCCUUCUGCAUCUUCUUCAAGAAUGAUACAACGAGUAUCUCAUGCAAUCCAUCGGGACGACGUUUACAGCCCAAUGGUGAGCCAAAAGUCCUAUGAGGCUGUUCUUGGCCAGUUGAAGAGAAUGGAGGCAGCUAAUGAACUGAGAAUUAAAGGAAGUGAUAGGGAAGAGGAGAGAAAGAAGGAAAUUGAAGUGGAUCAGAGUGUUUUAGGAGAAUAUAAGGGAUCCAAGAUGAUCAAUCCUUAUUCAGGAAAAAGAGAUCAUUUAGGUGGAGAAUCACAGCAAAGUCAGAGGCUAAAUGCAUAUUCUAAUGCUAAAACAAAUGAGCAUACUCUUGGUGAACUGGCACAAGCAAUCUUUGAAAUGAAUGCAGUUGAUUGUUCUUCAGCCUGCAACAACUGCCAAGAUAACAAUGUAUCAUUAAGCAAAGUCCAGAUUACAGAACCUGACUUGAAGAAAACAGCACAUUUGUGUAGGAAAUCUGAUCAAAAAUCACCAGUGCAGAGCAUUAGUGCAGAGCCAUUUGAUGAUUGUGAAGACAUUGGUUUCUGCUGCAUUUUCUCAAAUGAUUCUAAAGAUUAUGUGUGUCCCUUAAAAGGUCAGCUCUUUAAAGAACCUGUAACCAUAGAAACUGAGCAUAUAUUUGAGAGUGUGGCCAUGAAAGAGUGUCUCAAUCAAGCAAAAGCCAGUCCUGUAACAGGACAGCAGCUGAGCUGCCAAUCUGUGCCAGAUACCAACUCUGUGUUGAAUCAAUUGGUCGAUGGCUGGGUAUCUGAGAAUUGUUGGAAUCUCCUGAUCAUUAUGGCACAAUUAACUAAAAAUGAAACUGAAGGAGACAAGAAAUCCAAGGAUGAUUUAGCAUUAGAAAUCGUUGACAGGCUUCUUGCAGGUUGUGGCAAAGAGGAACAGAUGGAAAAUGCAAGAAACCUCAUUGCUCUUGGCGGUUUACGAUUUCUGAUACACAGGUUUGAAACAGGGAGCUUCAAUGUGAAAACGCGUGUCAUUGGAUUCUUGUUGUGCUGCAUCAACGCGAAAGGCUGGUGCAGGAAUUACUUGGCAGAUAACCUGAAAAGAUCUUCUGUUCUUGAGCUUCUCCAUAGCAAGCAAAUUAGUGCGAGGACCAAUGCAGUGUUACUGCUAAUUGAACUGAUUUGUUUGAGUAGAAGAAGAGACAUCACAUCAUUCUUAAGUGGGUUGCUGAAGGAGACAAUUGCAAACACAAUGCAUGCGUUGCUUGUGCAUCUUUAUAGCUUACCAGCACAAGAAAAAGCUUUGGUUGCUGUUCUUCUGCUUCAUUUUGAUCUUGUGCUUGGGACAAGUAAAAGGAGCAUAUACAAGAAAGAGGCUGUUGAUGGCAUUACUCUAUCUCUUAAUUGUUGUUUGUCUGACAAAAGAGCUAUACCAAACUCUCAGAGGGCUCUUCUCAUGUUGGGAGGACACUUCUCCAAAUCUGGAGAGAUUCUGAUAGAUUCCUGGCUACUUCAGCAAGGAGGAUUCAUCGAUGGCUUGUUCAAUACAAUUAACUAUGAUGAUAAUAAGGAUGAUGAAGAUUUAUUGGAAGAUGAAGCAAAGCAAAAGGAAAAGUGGCUAAAGGAUGUAACCCUUGUCCUCAUCGGCAAUGGAAGGAAAUCAUUCAUGGAGACUCUUUCCAGGUGUUUGGUUUCUGGAAUCCAAGGUCUUGUGAGGACAUGUCUGGUGACAGCAGCAUGGAUGAGCCAUGCUUUAGUGUUGCUAUCUUCUAGCCAUCAGAUUCCAUCAGCUGUGUUCUCAGAUUUCAUCCCUCAGCUGAAACAAAGAUUGGAAGAAGAUGAUCAGAUUGAGCAUAGGAUACUUGCUUCAGUCUCUCUACUAAAUUUGAGCAAGGUUUCAGGUGACCAAAACUGAAAGACAUUUAAUCACUGGAUAAAGAUCUUUUGGUACAUCUCAAAAAACAUUAACAUAUAUUUAAUCUUCAUAUCACAAUUUUCCAAUAAAGGAUUAUAGUUUGAUGUAAU